Sarcophilus harrisii (Tasmanian devil) is the source of this 993-nucleotide messenger RNA. RefSeq names its product basic salivary proline-rich protein 3-like. The record is from RefSeq and is a predicted model, not a curated record. The transcript has 3 exons. Lineage: Eukaryota; Metazoa; Chordata; Mammalia; Dasyuromorphia; Dasyuridae. Bases 1 to 993 code for a protein of 330 amino acids.
AUGCUGCUUCCCUCGCUCCCCUUCCCCAGCCGAGCGCUAAGAGUUCUAAGCACAACAAGGGGCUUUUCUUUGGGACGUGGCCGUCCUUGCCGCCCAGAUUUUAGAAACAGUACUCGGGUCAUUCCGGGAGGCUCGGCUUCUGCCCAGCCGCCGCCGCCGCUGCGGGGUUUGAUUCUCUCCGCCUUUGCGACCCCGUUCCUGCUCCGCGCCCGGCCCGGGCUGCGCAGAAUCCGUCCGCCUGGCCGGGGCAGCCACCGGGAAGCGGUCCCCGCCCUCGGCCGGAACGGAGGCGCGUCAGGGCCGCGCGCGCGGGGGGCUCUGGGAUCGUCCCUCGGCAUCGGUGUCCCGGCCUUUGGCGGGGGGGGGGGGUCUGUGCAGGCCCGUCGCCUACGUCGGGAAGGGCGGCCUCCCGCUGGCUAUCUGCUGCUUGCCCGGCUCGCCCCCGCCGGUCCCCCGCCCGGAGACGAGCGGACACUGCCACCUAGUGAGCGGCCUCUGCCAGAAGCCAGGAGCCGCCGGGCUGCGCGGGGCCGGCAGAGGGAGCCCCGCGGGCCGGAGCCGGCGCGGGCCGGAGCCGGCGCGCGGCCGCCGUGGCGCCCCGGGCUGCCCGCGGGGCUCCGUCCUGCGCUGGGGAGGAAGCGCCGCCAGAGCGGCGUUACAGCCGAGAGCCCCAGUCCGCCCAGGCCGCAGGCGGGGCCCGCUCCGCCGCUUAGUGACCUCGGGCAGCCUUCUCCGUCCGACUGGCGCCCAGUCCUCGAACUACCUACCUCCCAGCGUUGUUGUGAGGCCCCGCUCUGUCAGCUGCCCGGGAGCCUGGGGUCGGCCUGCCAGCGCCCGAGGCGCUUCCCCGCCCGGGCGGGAGAUUCGCACCCAGGCCCCCCGGGGAGGCCCGCGCCGAGCUCCGGAGACUCGGACGCGGUCACUUGGCCGUUCUGUUCCUUCCCUUCCUCCCCUCCCCUCUGGAAUAGGCAAAGGGGUUGGCUUAUGUUGUAA